Messenger RNA from Sitodiplosis mosellana (orange wheat blossom midge), 857 nucleotides. Its product is annotated as adenosylhomocysteinase-like. The transcript has 5 exons. Gene Ontology annotation, molecular function: adenosylhomocysteinase activity. The record is from RefSeq and is a predicted model, not a curated record. Gene Ontology annotation, biological process: L-methionine cycle. Gene Ontology annotation, cellular component: cytosol. Lineage: Eukaryota; Metazoa; Arthropoda; Insecta; Diptera; Cecidomyiidae. Bases 96 to 842 code for a protein of 248 amino acids.
CAGUCUUUUGACAACAUUCAAUGUGCUUGGGCGCUGAGACAAGAAUUUUUUUUAUUUUGAAUUCAAUUCCGUAAAACAAUCAUUUCGACUGAAAAAUGACCCAAUUACCGUACAAAGUUGCUGAUAUCUCGUUGGCCGAAUGGGGACGUAAGGAGAUCGUUUUGGCGGAAAAUGAGAUGCCUGGUUUGAUGGCAUGGCGCAAAAAGUACGGUACAUCGAAACCGUUGAAAGGUGCUCGUAUUGCCGGUUGUUUGCAUAUGUGCAUUACAACCGCUGUUUUGAUCGAGACAUUGACCGAAUUGGGGGCUGAAGUUCAGUGGUCAUCUUGUAACAUUUUCAGUACACAAGAUCAUGCAGCAGCUACUAUUGCUGCUACUGGCGUCCGUGUAUUUGCCUGGAAAGGUGAAACCGACGAAGAAUACCUUUGGUGUAUUGACCAGACGCUUGUCUUCCCAAACGGACAACCAUUGAACAUGAUUCUAGAUGAUGGUGGUGAUCUCACUAACUUGUUCCAUGAAAAAUACCCACAAUAUUUGCCCGGAAUUCGCGGUAUUACAGAAAAAACCACUACUGGCGUUCAUAAUAAUUUGUACAGAAUCGUCAAAGAAGGCAAAUUGGGAACACCAGCCAUCAAUGUCAACGACUCAGAUACGAAAAAUGCUGCACGGAUAGAAGUGGUGCCAGAAUUUCAUGAACCAUUGAAAUUGACAACAAUAAACAAUGAUUGCCAACAAUUGAUAUUCGAGUUCUUGGAAUGGAAAGAAUUAAUAUUGCUGCAGCCAGCAACUUUACUCAUCGGCGUGUAUGGUCUUCAAACGAAAAUAUGGAAAGGCCAAAAUUAAUAUUACACAUCCUGG